Talpa occidentalis (Iberian mole) is the source of this 5740-nucleotide messenger RNA. RefSeq names its product Rho guanine nucleotide exchange factor 26 (gene ARHGEF26). Gene Ontology annotation, molecular function: protein binding; guanyl-nucleotide exchange factor activity. Bases 388 to 2985 code for a protein of 865 amino acids. NCBI's taxonomy places the organism in Eukaryota, Metazoa, Chordata, Mammalia, Eulipotyphla, Talpidae. The transcript is spliced from 15 exons. The record is from RefSeq and is a predicted model, not a curated record. Gene Ontology annotation, biological process: activation of GTPase activity.
CCCGCGCCGCGCUCAGCUCCGGGAUCGGGCCACCCACGGGGCGGUGGGUGCUCGUCUUCCCCAGCUCUGCGAAGCCCCGGGGGCAAAUCCACCUGGGAGCCUGGCAGUCCGCGCCCCAGGGAGCCGACGGCGGGGGCGGGCGACUGCUCGGUGGCGGAGAGUGGCGUCCGGCGGCGAGUUUCCCAAGAGCGCUGAACCCAUCCCGAGCCUCCUGUGCAUCAGCUCGCACCCCGCGCGGCGGCGGCCGGCUCUUUCCGGCGGGCUGUCUUUGCGCGCGGUGGGGCUUGGAGUGGUUCUCCCGGGCGCAGCGCGGUGCGCGCAGUUUUGGAGAGCAAGGCGGACUAGCUGGGUGCUAUUCCCCGCGGGCCUGACCCCCGAGCCUCCGCCAUGGACAGCGAAAGCGAAGUGGACUUUUCGAGCAGCAGCUUAACCCCUUUGUGGCGGAGGCGGUCGACCCCUCAACCCCCGUUGCUGGCCCGGAGCAAGCAGAGGCCCCAGUCCUACCAGAGCCCCAGCGGGUUGCUGAUCACCGAUUUCCGGGUGGAGGACCGAGGCGCGCCCCCGAGGCCGCAGACUCCCCCGCAGCUGCCCACCGCUUCCGACGGCAGCGCGGUCCAGAGGAGCCCCCAGCUGCUGUGCCUGCAUCGCAGGGAGGUGACCAAUGGGAGCUUGGUGUCCCCGGAUUACGGGGCUGUUUCUCCCAGGCUCCGACGGCCCAAGUCUCCCCAGGUCCCCAGAGCGGUUCCAGGCGCCCCCUCGAAUGGCACGGUAACCUCGCCUGCGCAGCAGCCGUGUUGCCCCCCGCGGACUCCACCGGCAUCGGCUCCUAGCGGCCCUGAGGGGGACCCCACGCGGGUGACUGUCAGCCUCCAGUCUACGCCCGCGGCGAACGGCCUGAACCCCAGUCCCUACGCCCCGGUCUCGGCUUUGCAAUCCGGCCAGACAGCUAAAGAUCCUGAGCGGGCGCUCUCGAGACUGUCUCCUGCACCGCAGAAAAAAUCUUCGGAACAAAAACUGCCCCUCCAAAGGUUACCCUCCCAGGAGAGCCAGGUCCCAGACACCCCCUCCGUGGUCCUGAGCACGCAUAGCCUCGCCGCCCUCAAGAUGGGGAAGCAGCAAAUCAUUCCCAAGGGCCUGGCUUCGGAAAUUAAAUUAAGUAAAAACAGUCAGAAUUCGGAGCCCCACAAGAGACUGCACAAGGCGCGCAGCAUGGUGGAAGGCCUCGGGGUGCCCCUGGGCUCACCGGAGGACGAAGGCGAGGCAGACAACGAGGUGGACAGCCCCGGCUCUCUGCGCAGAGGCUUGCGUUCUACGUCCUAUCGCAGGGCAGUGGUCAGUGGCUUUGAUUUUGACAGCCCUACCACCUCCAAGAAGAAGAACAGAAUGUCGCAGCCUAUUCUGAAAGUAGUGAUGGAAGACAGGGAGAAGUUCUCCAGCCUGGGUAGAUUAAAGAAAAAAAUGCUGAAAGAACAAGGAACAUUUGAUGGGGAAGAAAAUGCUGUCUUGUAUCAGAACUACAAAGAAAAGGCCCUUGACAUUGACUCUGAUGAAGAGUCAGAACCCAAGGAGCAGAAGUCAGAUGAAAAAAUAGUGAUUCACCAUAAGCCACUGAGAUCCACAUGGAGUCAGCUCUCUGCAGUGAAAAAAAAUGGAUUAUCUCAGACAGUUAGCCAAGAGGAAAGAAAGAGACAAGAGGCUAUCUUUGAAGUCAUAUCCUCUGAGCAUUCAUAUUUACUCAGCUUGGAGAUCUUGAUACGAAUGUUUAAAAAUUCUAAAGAACUGAGUGAUACAAUGACCAAAACAGAGAGUCACCAUCUUUUCUCCAAUAUUACCGAUGUCUGUGAGGCAAGCAAAAAAUUCUUUACAGAGUUGGAAGCGAGACAUCAGAAUAAUAUCUUCAUAGAUGACAUAAGUGACAUUGUGGAAAAACACACAGCAUCCACAUUUGACCCGUAUGUGAAGUACUGCACAAACGAAGUCUACCAACAACGAACACUACAAAAAUUGUUAGCCACCAAUCCAUCUUUUAAGGACGUCUUAUCCCGAAUCGAGUCCCACGAAGACUGUAGGAACUUACCCAUGAUUUCUUUUCUCAUUCUCCCCAUGCAGAGGGUGACCCGCCUUCCCCUGCUGAUGGACACUAUCUGUCAAAAAACACCCAAGGACUCUCCAAAGUAUGAAGUCUGCAAACGGGCCUUGAAAGAAGUAAGCAAGCUGGUUCGACUGUGCAAUGAAGGGGCCCGAAAAAUGGAAAGGACCGAAAUGAUGUACACAAUUAACUCCCAGCUGGAAUUUAAAAUUAAGCCUUUUCCUCUAGUCUCCUCUUCGCGGUGGUUGGUAAAGAGAGGGGAGCUAACGGCCUAUGUGGAAGAUAUGGUCCUAUUCUCAAGAAGGAUGUCCAAGCAGCAAGUCUACUUCUUUCUCUUUAAUGAUGUGCUCAUUAUUACAAAGAAGAAGAGUGAAGAAAGUUACAACGUCAAUGAUUAUUCCUUAAGAGAUCAGCUAUUGGUGGAAUCUUGUGACAAUGAAGAACUCACUUCUUCUCCAGGGAAGAACAGCUCCACGAUGCUUUACUCCAGGCAGAGCUCUGCCAACCACCUCUUCAUUCUGACGGUCCUGAGUAACCAUGCCAACGACAAAGUGGAGAUGCUGCUUGGGGCUGAGACGCAGAGCGAGCGUGCCCGCUGGAUCACCGCCCUGGGACACAGCAGUGGGAAGCAGCCGCCAGAGCGAACCUCAUUGACCCAGGUAGAAAUCAUUAGAUCUUUUACUGCCAAGCAGCCAGACGAACUCUCCCUGCAGGUAGCAGAUGUGGUCCUCAUCUAUCAACGUGUCAGCGACGGCUGGUAUGAAGGGGAGCGACUACGAGAUGGAGAAAGGGGCUGGUUUCCUAUGGAAUGUGCCAAGGAAAUAACAUGUCAAGCUACAAUUGAUAAGAAUGUGGAGAGAAUGGGACGUUUGCUAGGACUGGAGACUAACGUGUAGCCUUUCUGAUGGCCUCUUAUUACUGCGAGAUUUGCACUACGUCAUGGUGGACUGGUUGGUUCUGGGCUGGUUUUGUCUUAUUUUUAACACAGCCGAUUUAUUUACAGGAAUGAAAACACUUGCCUUAAGCUUGCCAGGUGGUUAUGCUCUCUCAGGAGAACUACUACUAGAUUCAGUUCACAAAACUCAGUUUGUAAACAAUGAUCCACUUACAAACCUUUUCAGGUUCACAGAAUAGCGAAGCCAUUCACUUCAGAGAUCAGACUACGAUUAUGCUCUUGGUGCCGCCAUGUUCUGGCAUAAACAGUGAUGAUGUCUGUGACUUGGUUUUCUCCGUCUUUACUUAACCAAGAGCUUUGCUGUCUCUUACAUCUUCUUUCUAUGGUUCUCCCAGUAUUAGCAAGGGUUCAUGUCCUGAAGGAAUACCCAGUUUUGUAAAUAUUUUUCCUGCCUCUUAAAAUUUAGAUCUGAUUCUAAUGCUCUGUUGUUUUUGAAAGGAACUGGUAGAAUUCAGAAGGUGAGCUGGUCAGUUUUUCUAAGCCUCUUCCCAGGAAAGGGAUAUUGACACUUGAAUAUUUACCACUUCCAUCCUCGUUAGAAGGAAAUUAAAGAGACUUACAGGUUUUGUUUUAAAUACCUCUCACUCAAUAUUGGUCUUACAGCCUAAUAAAAACUAAGCUAGUCAGCUACUUUAAGUGACAUGGUUCACAUAUUUGAAAAUAUCCUAAAUAUAGGCAUACUUUUUUUUAUAUUCCCAAAUGAACUGAUAGACUGACGUGAGGCUGCUCUGCCUUCAAUGAUGAAAGGUUUUGACUCUUCCUACUCCCAUUUCCAAAUAAGAAAUUGGCUGCAAAACCCUUUAAAACUCUGAAAGAUAAAAUUAGUGCCUAGCAGUUAUUAAAGAAGCUAAUAUGGUACCUAAUUGAAACAACAUUUUGACCUACGUGGAAACUCUUUGAUUUGCACGAAAGCCUUGCUUGCUGGAUUUGGAGCCUCUUUCAUACUUAGUCUCUAUUGACCAUCAUUUUGAUAGUACAUUUCAUGAAGAGGAAAGGAGGCCUUGGAAUCGAGAGGGAGGAAGUGAUUGUACUGGCAGCUAUGUUUCCUCGACACUCCAUUCUCUUCCAAAAAGGGAUUAAACCUAGCAAAGGCUAUAUUAGUCAAGGACUCGGAUCUAUGAGACAUUCCCAGCUACUGUGACCCCAAAUCGUGAGCAAAGCUACAGAAAUCUAGUGCAGGAGGUGAGUGUGCUUGGCUCAAGGCCCUGCGCCCUGCCACCGAAGCACUGAGCCGCCACACAGCACCUGCACCUGCCAGCCCCUGCGUUGCUCUCUUGUACCUAUGCGUACAUUUCCAGUGUAGCAGACACAGCAGGCCCUGAGUCAUUCUGUCUGAAGUAAUAGCAGUGGAGCGGAGCAAGAGAAGUUUCAACCUCUUUAAUGUCAUGGAUUUUUUAGUGGAGAGGCUAACAAUGUUGUGAUCUAAUCUAAUGCCAUGUUUUCAUUAAGGAAAGGGAAAUGUGUUGCUAGAAAAGGGAAAAUUUGGUAUUAUUUUUACUAAUACUCAGUUGAAGCUAAAAAGCAACUAUACAAAUUCUUUAAAUUCAUCUGAGUAGAGAUGUUAAACAGUUUUGGAAAUAGGUGCAUCAUAUAAAACCAAAACUUUAUUUAGCACACAGGUUAGUACUAUUUUUAAAUAGUGUUUUACAGCAGGUGUUUAACACUCACAAUGUUUAAUUUCAUCCAUGUAUUGUUUUUAUAUGACACAGGAUUGUUUUCAAACCUAGUGGGGUUUCCAUUAAGUUUCUCUGAAUUGUACAAUGACUCUAUUCAUUGACCUGUGACCUGUGGAAAAAUAUUCAUUUUUGUCCCUAUGAAUUGAGACUGAUUGUACACUUUUGGUGAAAUAUGUGAAUUUAUAAAGAUUUUGUAUAGACUUGUUCUCUCGUGCUGGUGUGAUUAAUUUACUGUACAAGGUAUUCACUUAAGUUUAUAGCUCAAGUUUUGGCCAAAAGGUAUCUUUAAGUCAGAUCUGAUUUUCAAACUUCUUUGCCAGCUCUGGACUGUGAGUGGACUCCUAAUCCUGUGUUCUUCUCAUGGAUGGCCAUAAAAAUAAAGCCAGCCUCAGUCAUUAAGGCUCCUGAUAUGUUGUACAUAAAUGUCUUUUUAGAUACCUGGUUGGUAUUUCCUCACUGAAAAUGUCUUUUGUUUGUACACUGCAGUGCUUGGGGUUACCGAAGCCAUAACCCAUAGCCUGUCAUCUUCCAGAUUAGGGGACCAGCCAGACUAUGCCCUAUUGCAGUCUGGUUUGCUCCUGUUGUUCUGAACUAAUGACUGGUUUGUCAAAGAAGUCAUAUGCAUUUUUGAUUGAAAAACAGAGGAAAAAAAAAAAGAAAAAAAAAGUCAUGAGUUUUCCAAUAACCCAAUAUUAAGAACGCUGUUUUCACUACCAAGUUCUCUUAAUUUUCACUGCCCUCUUUUCCUUAACCUACAAAUCAUCUCAAACAGCUUGGUAUUGGGGUAUCUACAGCUAAGACUGAAGGAUUCUAAUCUUUCAUUUCGCAUAACUUGCCCUAAAAGGCUGGAGCACAUUUAAGAGUUGAGCCAUGCUAUUUCUUCUCAGUUUUCACAGAACUGCAUCAUUGAAUUAGUUUAUCUUAAAAAGGUCAGUUCCCGGGCCUCCCUGGUGGCGCAGCAGUUGAGCACUGGGCUGCGAAGCUGCCCACAGCCUCUGUGCCUGUUCGAUCCCCGGCCAC